GGGGCUAUGGGAGAGGCGUCGGGGUUACUGUUGACUAUUCUCCAUGCAAUGAAACAAUUAUUUUUGAUAGUAAGAUUCAGGUAAUGAUAUAUACAUCAGGUAUAUUAUCUUCAUGUCGAGUCAAUUGUAUCAGUACAGAUAGUCGAAGUUCCUGGUCAAGAGGCUUCCAGGCCACAAUAUGUGACCCCGCCUAACCCAUUGCACUCUUAAGGACCUGAAGAGAAUAACUCCCCAAACCCAGAAGGAAUAGGAUGUUGUAUGUAUUGAAUGUAUAUUUAAGGCACAACACCGUGAACUUAAAGCAACACGGAAAGGCAACCAAACUAGACUAGAAUAGAGAGACUGGUUGGACAGGCUCGACUGGGGAGGCCGUGCGGGAGUGAAGGGGAGGAGUGAUGUCCUUAUCUGAGGUGAGAGGCUGAGUUGGGGAACACAAGCAGAAAGAAGGGAGGAGGUGGAGAAGGCUUGGUCUGCAGAUGUUCAUGCUUCAUGUUGGAAUACGACUAAUGGGCUGAUCUCAACAACAGGCGGUCAUUGCGAUGCGCCCUGAAUACGAUACCCUGCAGCCCCUGUCAGAACCAUCUCGUUAAGCCCCCCCUCUCUCUGAUAGGAUGAGUGACCACGAGCAGCGCCCCCGCCCCCCCUCCCCGGGCCGCGCGCAGAACGUCAAGCCCCGCCCCGACGGCGGGAAGGGCGGCCGCCUGUCCCUGAGGGGGGUCCGCCGCUCGCUGAGCCUCGGCAGCGAGCGGGGGGUCUCCCACCGACGGACGAGGGAGCGUCACGAGGAGGGCCGCGGCCGGAGGAGGAGCGACGCCGAGGCCAGGCGCCGCCGCGACGCCGCCGCAGCGGGGCCGCCGCGCGGCCACAGGAAGGCCGCCGCGCAGCGGGAGCGGGGCGCUCCCGCGAGGGGCGACGCGAUGCCCCCCGCGCGGCACGACGACGGCGACGUGGCCGACACCGAGUGCGUCGUGUGCUUCUGCUCCUACGACAACGUCUUCAAGACGCCCAAGCUGCUGGCGUGCGGCCACACCUUCUGCCUGGAGUGCCUGGCCCGCAUCAACGUCUCCUCGGAGGUGCUCACCUCGCUCACCUGCCCCGUGUGCCGCGAGACCACCCGGCUCCCCCACGGCCGCGACCUGCCGCAGCUCGGCAACAACCUGGACGUGUUCCGCCGGCUGCCGCCCAACAUGCAGAAGGCGCUGUCGGUGCGCUUCAAGCGCAGCAAGGGGAAGCUCCUCCUCAGGAAGGCCGCCGGGCCCAGCGUCACGCUGCCCAGGAAGAAGAGGCCGGACGGGGAGGCGUCCUCGGCGCGCGGACCCCCGCCGAGCCUCUUCGAGCUGGAGGGCGCGGCGCCGGCGGCCACCAUGAUAGACGUGGGCCAGCCCCCCAGCAGGGUCAGAGGUCGCCUGCGGCAGAUGUUCCGCUCGGACCGCUGCUACAACGCGGUGAUGGCGUCCAUCGUCACCAUCACGGUGGCGUUGAUGCUGUUGGGGGUGCUGGCCUUCGUCAUCGUGCCCAGUAUAGUCGGACGCCCCAACAUGCCACCGCCUCAGAACCAAACUGGGACCACGGCGGCCGGAGGUCAGGGCCCCUGAUUCUGACCCCGAAGUAACAAACUCACAGGGACGUAGGACUGGUUCGAAAUCCUGCACUUCUUCUUUACAGUGUACAUCUUGCGCCCGAUAGUGCAUUACUUAUACCCAUAAUGCAAUGUAAAAUAAUUGUACAAAUUACUUGUAAGAAUUAUAUCCCAUGAUGCUGAGCGAAUUUUAAUCGUUGUUUAAUUCCUCCAAUAGAUAUUGUUGGUUUACGCCAAACAAACACAAUAAUAAAUGUUAUGAAACCGUUGAAAUCUAUACACUGUAUAAUCGGUGAGUUUGGCUUUACCAAGAUAAUAUAUUAACAUAAUAUAAUUUUUUUCACAUGGAAUAUUGCCUUUUCUACAUAUUUAAAAUUGAGCAGACGCAUUUAUGUUCAAUACUUGAUGUGUAUUACGAGAGUUAAAUAUAUAUUUUUAUUUCUUCUCAUUGACCUUCAAUGGUGGCGGGUCUUUUGCAUCCAACCGCCAAAAGUUCCCUAUGGGCUAGUUGUUUCCGCCAGAGUUUCACAAGCAGGCAUUCAUAGCUACAGCUUGUGUCUCCGAGUCAUGACGUGGCUCUUCGACAACAAUAAAUAUGCUGUCAAUACUGUUCAGCCUGCCACCGACCAAGAGUCCCGCUCAGACUCAGUUACAAACAUCAACAAGCAGCCUCAGGCAGGAUGAAAUUGAUUUUAAUCCGCAUGUCCUCUAUAACUUAAGUCGCACCUUACAGCCACACUGACAAUGUGGUGGAGUAUUUUAAAAGGUCUAAAUCUAGAGGUGAAUAAGAAGUAAAUAAUGAAAUGGAGGGUUAUGAAGGAUGGAAAACCUUGUAGAUAGCACAUGAAUUACUUUCAGAUUGAUUAUAUAUUUAUAGGUCGCACCUGUAACUUUCAAUAAAGCAAUGUUACAAAAUA
Molecule: messenger RNA, 2496 nt
Organism: Gadus macrocephalus (Pacific cod)
Lineage: Eukaryota; Metazoa; Chordata; Actinopteri; Gadiformes; Gadidae
Gene: rnf183
Product: ring finger protein 183
Exons: 2
Coding region: 612-1595 (327 amino acids)
Biological process (GO): protein ubiquitination
Molecular function (GO): ubiquitin protein ligase activity
Source: RefSeq, a predicted model, not a curated record